Molecule: messenger RNA, 1121 nt
Organism: Eubalaena glacialis (North Atlantic right whale)
Lineage: Eukaryota; Metazoa; Chordata; Mammalia; Artiodactyla; Balaenidae
Gene: TBPL1
Product: TATA-box binding protein like 1
Exons: 7
Coding region: 132-692 (186 amino acids)
Biological process (GO): DNA-templated transcription initiation
Molecular function (GO): general transcription initiation factor activity; DNA binding
Source: RefSeq, a predicted model, not a curated record
CCUUGUCCUCCAGCUUAUCCUUCGCGUCCGCCGCAACCGGCAGCAGCGCUGCCGCCGCGUCCUCUGCCGCCGCCCGCUCUUCCCACGGAUGUGAUCUUCGUGGUGGGAAGCUAAGUUUUUAAACUACCCCAAUGGAUGCAGACAGUGAUGUUGCACUGGACAUUCUAAUUACAAAUGUAGUCUGUGUUUUUAGAACAAGAUGCCAUUUGAACUUAAGGAAGAUUGCUUUGGAGGGAGCAAAUGUAAUUUAUAAGCGUGACGUUGGAAAAGUAUUAAUGAAGCUUAGAAAGCCUAGAAUUACAGCUACGAUUUGGUCCUCAGGAAAAAUUAUUUGCACUGGAGCAACAAGUGAAGAAGAAGCUAAAUUUGGUGCCAGACGUUUAGCCCGCAGUCUCCAGAAACUAGGAUUUCAGGUAAUAUUUACAGAUUUUAAGGUUGUUAACGUUUUGGCAGUAUGUAACAUGCCAUUUGAAAUACGUUUGCCAGAAUUCACAAAGAACAAUAGACCUCAUGCCAGUUACGAACCUGAACUUCAUCCUGCUGUGUGUUAUCGGAUAAAAUCUCUAAGAGCUACAUUACAGAUUUUUUCAACAGGAAGUAUCACAGUAACAGGGCCCAAUGUAAAGGCCGUCGCUACUGCUGUGGAACAGGUAUACCCAUUUGUGUUUGAAAGCAGGAAAGAAAUUUUAUAAGUCAUCACGUAAUUGGUUAGAAUCCCAAACUGAGCACCUUUUAAAACCUGCUGCACAUUGGACUCAAAACAAAAGGAAAACUGGACCAACAGUAAUUGAGGAAAUAGACUCUUUUAUUCAUUCACGGCUACAGUGUAAGCUCCAGUCCCUUUGGAUUUUAUUUCAAACCUUGCUGUAAUAUAAAAAGGAAGUUUACAAGACAUGACAUUGCUGCUUUUACAAAAGGACAUUCUAUUUAUUUUCGCAGUAAUUUCAUGUCCCCACGAGCAGAGCUGUCACAGUGUGCACUACCUUAAAGUGUUUUGUUGUUGUCAUUAUUUUUUUCCAGUUUGAGCUGAUGUGUUUUAUUUGUGAGUAGUCUUUUACAUUUUUGUAUGCUGAAUAUGGGCACCAAAGAACCUGUAAAAGUUAUCUUUUUCAAUUGAAUGU